Molecule: messenger RNA, 1472 nt
Organism: Formica exsecta
Lineage: Eukaryota; Metazoa; Arthropoda; Insecta; Hymenoptera; Formicidae
Exons: 7
Coding region: 209-1123 (304 amino acids)
Biological process (GO): sensory perception of smell; detection of chemical stimulus involved in sensory perception of smell
Cellular component (GO): plasma membrane
Molecular function (GO): olfactory receptor activity; odorant binding
Source: RefSeq, a predicted model, not a curated record
UACUUAUUUAAACGUUUAUUCAUUUACUGGCCCAAUAUUAAUUUAUAUAAUUAAAUAUUAUACUAUAUUUUUUAAAAGCAAUAAAGUAAGUUUAUAAACAACAAACUUAAUUGCUAACAAUGGUGAUGAUAUGUUCUGUAAAUUCAGAUAUAAUUUUCCCUCAAAUACAAUUAAGAUCAUUGAUAUCUCAUCUUAGACAAAAAAUCUUAUGGAACAAAUACGAUACGAUUGGGAUUCUUUAAAGGAGAAAGAAGAACUUAAAAUUAUGCACAAACGCGCUAACAUCGGAAAACGUUUCACAUUCAUUAUGAUAAUAUUGACGUACACAAUGAUAUUUCUGUGCAUGUUAACAUUUUUUUGGCCAAACAUUCUUGACAUCAUGAUACCUUUGAACGAAUCGCGCCAACCAUGGAAUUUUCCGGACACGAUGGAAUAUUUUAUCAAUCAGAAGAAAUACAUUUAUUUGUUAAUAGUUUACGUGAUUCUGAUAGGCUUCAUUGGUGCUACCAUAUUGAUAGCUUUAGAUACGCUCGCUAUAAUGUGUGUACAACAUGCAUGCGCAAUGUUUCAGAUCACCAGUUAUCGAAUUGAAUGCAUUGUAAAUAAAAGCCAAAUGAAAUCAUUAGCCAUUUCAAAAAAGUCUGACACUUAUAAAAGCAUCGCAAAAGCUAUCGAUAGUCAUCUAAGAGGCAUCAAAUUCGUCGAAUCUAUGAAAUCCAUUUAUGAAACUGUCCACUUGUUCAUAAUUCCUAUAGGCGUGACAGUGUUAAGUAUUAAUUUGUAUCUUCUUUGUGAAUACAUUAUGGCAGAUACUAGGGACUCUGGCAUAAUCAUAACAUUUGGGUUCAUUAUCUGUCAUUUCUGCUACAUGUUCCUCAACAAUUACAUUGGUCAACAAAUAAUAGACCACAGCAACAAUGUAUUUAAAAAAAUAUGCAGCACUCGAUGGUACGCGACUCCACUAUACACGCAAAAAUGUCUUUUGCUCAUGAUGCAUAGAAGUAUGAAAAGUACCACAUUGAGCAUCCGUUGUGUAUUUUUGCCAUCUUUGGAAGGCUUUGCUACGCUCACCAACGCAUCGCUAUCGUAUUGUAUGGUAAUCUAUUCUAGACGCCACUCAUAAUUACAAAAUAGACGCGUUAAGUAAUCGACAAAUAUUUUUGUGGAGGAAACUGUUUUUGUGUUAAAUAGAGAAACUCACAUCUUUGAAUCUUUAGGAACUUGUUAUCCAACUGUAUUCAUAUCGUUUCUAUUCUAAUAAGUUUUAUUGAAUUGAGAGAAACGAGUUAUAAUAUUUCUUUAAAUAAUUAAAGUAAAUAGCUUGAGUAGUUCAUACGACUUGAUUGAUCUUAUUCGAUCGAUACCAAAAUCACGAUUUAUUUCGUAACACAAGAUUUUAUUACAUAAAAAAAAGUCAGCUAUUUAAAACGCUCACGAAAAAGAUAAAACGUUACGUUUGGACACUAGCCUGU